Sander lucioperca (pikeperch) is the source of this 3625-nucleotide messenger RNA. RefSeq names its product ADAM metallopeptidase domain 15 (gene adam15). NCBI's taxonomy places the organism in Eukaryota, Metazoa, Chordata, Actinopteri, Perciformes, Percidae. Gene Ontology annotation, biological process: proteolysis; innate immune response; integrin-mediated signaling pathway. The record is from RefSeq and is a predicted model, not a curated record. The coding region runs from base 439 to 3357 and encodes 972 amino acids. Gene Ontology annotation, molecular function: metalloendopeptidase activity; integrin binding. The transcript is spliced from 26 exons.
AGCUCCCUGUAUAAACGCGGGCGGACCGGUGUCCUCCGUUAAUUAGUCGCUUUCUGGCCUCUCGGGACGGACACACCGAGUUGUCCGGUGUUUAAACGAUCACAACCGGCGUUAACCGACCCUCCCCGCCCGGUGUUAACGAAACUUUUUGGGUCAGAAAGUGUUUUCGGUAGAUGCGCGCAGAUAACGUUUCGGACCGGGGAGAAACCGGGGCUUUCAGCCCUCUACAUUAACGCCGAAUUAACGGUCACUUUUCCCGCCGGUGGUCCGGUACAUCAGCAGCAUCUUGACCCGCUUCUUUCUGUGGAUGUUACCGGGAAAAAACUAUGGAGUUUCGCUGGAGCCUCUCCCGGUGCCCCGACAAGGUGAGGUAACGGGAACGGGACACACACAUCAGACAGGAGCGACCUGUUGCCGGUUGCCGGUGACGCAGAGAGGAUGAACGGAGCUCCCGGAGGAGCUGCCGUGCUGCUGCUGCUGUUCUACGGCCAGGUUGCGUUCACUGCUGCCCGGUCCCUGAACGCACCGCGGGACCGAGCGGUUCUGCCUCUGGACGGACAGAAAGACGGUACCGACAGUCUGACCGCAGUCGUGACAGGUGUGGACGGACAGCGGCGCCUCCUGCUGGAGAAAACUCGUCCCUUCUUCCUGGUGGGUGGACGGAGGAGGAGCCUCGCUGAAGCUCUGCAGGACGGUCACCCGGACAAGCUGCAGUGUGGACUGGAGGUGGGAGGACGACUCUUCCUGCUGGACCUGGAGAAGAACCACGACCUGCUGCCCAAACCGCCCAACGUCUUCUACUACCUGCCCAACGGCACCGGAGUGUCUGUGAGAGCCAACCCCGUGACUCACUGUUAUUACCAUGGCAACGUCCGAGGAUUCCCCCAGUCCAGAGUGGCUCUGAGCACCUGCUCCGGACUCCGCGGCAUCAUCGCCAUCAACUCCACCCUGAGCUUCGAGCUGCAGCCUCAGGAGCACGACCAUCGCCAUCACCUGCAGCAGCGGGACGGGGGAGGAGGGGAGAGUGGGGGAGACGGGAGUGGAGGGAGCGGAGGAGAAGGAGAUGAAGAAAGAGGGGUACACCUGCUGUUCUCCACCAGCCCUCUAGGGGGCGACAGCACCGGCAGCUGUGGCAUGUCACACACUGCUGUGCCGCCCAUCCACAGCGCCACACACACACACAGGAGGAAGAGAGACAUCCUGUCUGAGACCAAAUACAUCGAACUGGUGCUGGUGGCGGAUCACCAGGAGUUUCUGAACUACCAGAAGAACAACAAGACCAUCCUCUACCGCAUGCUGGACGUGGCCAACCAGGUGGACUGGUUCUACCGUCCUCUGAACGUGCGGGUGGCGUUGACCGGUCUGGAGAUCUGGAGCGACCGCGAUAAGAUCCGUGUGGAGAAGAGUCCCACCGACACGCUCAACAACUUCCUGGACUGGAGAACCAGGGAGCUCCUGCCACGCCUUCGCCACGACAACGCCCAGCUCGUCAUGGGAGGCUCUUUUGACGGCACCACGGUGGGCAUGGCGUCUCAGUCCUCCAUGUGCUCCAGAGACCGGUCGGGGGGGGUCAACGUGGAUCACCUGGUCAGUGUGCUGGGCGUGGCCUCCACUGUUGCUCAUGAGCUCGGUCACAACCUGGGGAUGAGUCACGACACCGCCGAACGCCGCUGCUCCUGUCAGAACGAGCGGCGGCUCGGAGGAUGCAUCAUGGAGCCCUCUACCGGGUUCCUGCCGGGCCAGCAGUUCAGCAGCUGCAGCGCUGCAGAUCUGUCCGUCAGCCUGCUGCACGGGGGCGGCAUGUGUCUGUUCAACGUCCCGCAGCCAGACCGCCUGCUGGGGGGGCCUCGCUGUGGGAACCUCUACGUGGAGAAGGGGGAGGAGUGUGACUGUGGCCUGCUGGAGGAUUGUGAGGACCCAUGCUGCAACGCCUCCACCUGUCUGCUAGUUCCUGGAGCUCAGUGUUCGUCUGACGGCAUCUGUUGUCACAACUGCAAGCUGCGGGCGGCCGGUUCGAUGUGUCGUGACCGGCUGGGAGAGUGCGACCUCCCCGAGUUCUGCACGGGCUCCUCCCCUUACUGCCCCCCCAACGUCUUCCUGCAGAACGGCGAGCCCUGCGAGGACGCCGCCUCCUACUGCUACGAAGGAGUCUGCGCCAGCAUGCACACCCAGUGCCAGAUGCUGUGGGGGCCCAAUGCCACCAGUGCUCCCCCUGUCUGUUUCUCAUCGGUGAACAAACAAGGAAACAAAUAUGGAAACUGUGGUCAGCUGACCAACGGCUCCUACAUCCCCUGUGGGAACUCUGACGUCCACUGCGGCAGGAUCCAGUGCCAGGGCGGGAGGGAGCGCCCCCUGCUGGGCACCAACGCAGAGAUCCUCACCACCACGGUCCGCUUCAACCACAGCGACCUGGUCUGCAGAGGAACCUUCUUCCACCUGGGGGACGACGUGUCGGACCCGGCCACCGUGGCCCAGGGCACCGCCUGCAGCCCCGGCAAGGCGUGUUUGAACCAGAAGUGUCAGGACGUGUCGGUGUUCGGGGUGGAUGAGUGUCGCAGGAAGUGUAACGGCCGCGGGGUGUGUAACAGUAAUAAGAACUGCCACUGUGAGGUGGGCUGGGCUCCUCCGGACUGCAGGUACUCGGGUCACGGAGGCAGCGUGGACAGUGGACCGGCCAGAGCUGCUGGAGGUUCUGGUCCGGUCCGAGUGGCGCUGCUCGUCAUCUUCCUCUUCGUCCUGCCCGUGGUGCUCCUCCUCCUCGCUCUGCGCUUCCCUCGUUUCCGCCAGAGUUUCCUCUGUCUGGGACCCAACAGCCCGCUGCAUAAGUCUCGACAACACAACCGUGUGACUCACUGUGAGAUGUUGGGUUUAGAGUUUGACCCCGCCCACCUCUCCAGAACGCCGGUGACGGAGCGAGUGGACGGCAGGAAUGGAGAGCAGGUCCGACCCCUGAGAUACCACCUGAACCCGCCGACGGACAUCCCACUGACGGAGAAAGAGGUUCAUGACAGACCUGCUCCUCCCACUAAGCCACUCCCCCCUGACCCCGCCUUACAAACCCUGCCGCAGCGACCUGCCCCCCCCACCAAGCCUCUGCCCCCCGACCCCCCCGACCAGGUCCCUGCUCCGCCCAAACCUGUGGUGGCCAUAAAGCCCCGCCUGCUGGGCGCGCAGCCCCACCCCCACAUCCCCCAUCACCCCGGCUACGCAGCCAGCACCAAACCGCCACAUCACGCCGCUAGCACCAAACCGCCACAUCACGCAGCCGUCGCACCUGGAGCCGCUCCCAACAGACGACCUCCCGCUCCUCCGAUUCGACCCACAAACCCUUACAAAGUCGACUCGUCGCCGCUCUGACUGCAUCAGAAGACAAACUUUCUCCUGUUUCGGCCCGUUAACGAAGAUGAAGAUGAUGAAGAUGAAGAUGACUUUAUUACCCAGUUUGCACUCAGUCAUCGGAUUUCUCACUUAAUCCUUAAUUAACUCACAGGAACUGUAAAUACGUGCUAGUGCCUUGCUCCGCAGCACCGCGAACGCAAUAAUGUGGACACUCGGAGAUGAUGUCACAUUGAAGUGUCUCGGUGUCAGCGAUACAGCGCCCCCUAGCCGGGGGUUCAGUGCCUUG